AGGCAGGAAGAAGGAUAGUUGUAGUAAGUAACUGCAUUGAGGAUCACGCAAUAACUACCCACGCGACCACCUAUCCCUAGUUCCUUCUGAUUCAACUAUUACUUCUAAGUAGAAGUACAUUUACAACUAGUCCAACGUCGCUGUCAUCAUCCUUCGUAGUCCUAACCGAACCAACUAGCAGACAAAAUGCCGCGUCAAGGAAACAAGCGAAAGAAGACUAGGACGCACAUCAAGCCUGCGGGCGAGGCUGACCCCAAUGCGGCUCUCCAAGAGGACAAGACACCGCGUUGCUUCGUCGUGCGCCGUGGCAAGAUCGAGAAGGGCCUGCAGGAACUAGUCCAGGACUUCCGAUAUGUGUGUGCCCCCAACAGUGCCAUCAAAUUGAAGGAAUCCCGCAUGAACAAGUUGCGCGAUUUCGUCAACGUCGCUUCCCAUUUUAAGGUGACACAUGUGAACACUUUUAGUCAGACCAAGGGCGCGUCUGGAGGUGCGAGUACGGGUGAUCUGACGUCAAGGAAAACUUCGUCGAGUGCAUCUACUGCGAUUGCUGGUGGAACAUGCUUGUUCCGAGUUGGUCGCUUGCCGCGUGGACCGACUUUGAGCUUUGUUUUACGCGAGUUCACGACAGUGAAGGACCUGAAAGCGGCACAAAAACGACCACGAUCCGCCAGUGCCAAAGAAUUCAACGUGGCGCCAUUGCUUUUGUUAAACGGUAUGCGCCUGAACUAUAAGCAAGAAGACGAACAACAAGAGGAUGAUGAGGAGAAAAAGUCCUCAAGUGCCAACAAAGCGGCCAGGAACAAGGCUAAAGCACUCGAAUUGAUUGGAACGACAUUGAAGAACAUGUUUCCGGCUGUUGACGUGAACACGUUUUCCACCAGGAAUUGCAAACGCGUAGCCCUCUUCCACUACGACCACGACAAAGAACUGCUGCACUUCCGACACUACGCAGUGGCUGAGAACCGAAAUGCACAAGUUUCUAGAACAGUCCAGAAACUGUUGAAACCGAAGUUCCUGAAGAAGAAGACGGAUGUGGCGAGCUAUAUCGAGAACAGAGGCGACUACGACUCAGACAGCGACGCAGGCGAUUCAGUCGUGCUUGAAGAGAGUGCGCCAUUGCCAACGAAUAAAGGUACUAGUAAUAUUUAUUACUUGAUGCUGGAAAAGGAAAUGGAUUGAAGAUUUGAUCAUUCGAUCAUAAUGAAUUAUAAUUUCUGUAUGCCCGUAGAGAACUGUCUGGCAAAUAUUGCAAAACAAAAAAAUGUCUUUAUCAUCAAGAUCAAACAGAACCUACCCUUAUCCUAUCAUCAUGAGAAUCGUCAACAUCUACACCACCUCCCCCAUAGGUUCCACCUCCGCCGGCACUGUUUCUGUGAAGCUCGUCGAAAUCGGGCCACGUAUGACCCUUCAACUCCAGAAGGGAGAGGAAGGCUUCUUCGAAGGGUCCAUUCUCUUCCACGAAUUCGUCAAGAAGAGCGCAGAAGAGCAGGCCGUGAUCGCCAAACGCUUGCUCGACACUCAGAAACGCAAGGACCUGAAAGAAGCAGCCAUUGCGGAGACCGAAGCCAAGAAGGAAGAAAUGAGAAAGAAGCGAGAAGCAUUCGAAAACAAGAAGUUGGAGAAAGUGGCGAAGAGAAUCGGUGGGGAUGAUGAUGAAGAAGAGGAUGAAGAGAAUGAAGAUGCUGAGGAUGCUGGUGACAAGAAGACAGCUGCUAAGCGACAGAAGUUUAAUCCCUUUUCAUUUGCACGCAAGAAGAGCAAGGGGGAUCGGGAUGAUAACACUGUUGAAUUCGGAAGCAAUGCAGCUGCAGGAGGAGGCGCAUCUUCAUCAGCAGGUGCUGCGGGGGGUGGAUCUAGUAGUGGUACAAAACCGACUAAAAAGUCAGGAGGUGGAAAAGCCAGGACAACUUCUGCAGGAUCAGGUAAGAAAGGCUCAUCAGGAGCAGGAGGAAAGGGCAAAGGUAAAGGGAAGAAGACAUCAGUUAUGGACAAAUUCAAGAAGGCGACUGGUGGAGACUCAAGUGCUGGAGGUGGAAAGAAGGGCGGCGGGAAGGGUGUCCAGAAGAAACUAGGUAGAAAGGGAAGAGGUAGGGAAAAAGCAAGAGCCGCGGAUAAAAGCUGAGCAGGUGAGCAGAUCUUUAUGUUGAAGAAGAGGAAAACAAUUAUAGAUCACAAAGGUAAUCGCAAAUAUUUUCAAUCAUUCCCCGUUGUACUUGCACCACGACUCACAUGAUAGCUGCUGCAAGAUGAACUCAUACUCAACGCCCGAUGAGAUUUCGUAGAUUAUGUUUGCAAGAUGAAUUAUCACGAUCAUGUUCAAAGCAAAAACAGAAAGUACUUUCUUACAAGGUAAGU
Molecule: messenger RNA, 2355 nt
Organism: Amoebophrya sp. A25
Lineage: Eukaryota; Dinophyceae; Syndiniales; Amoebophryaceae
Source: the annotation of a GenBank genome assembly